This is a messenger RNA of Anisakis simplex (herring worm), 465 nucleotides long. Lineage: Eukaryota; Metazoa; Nematoda; Chromadorea; Rhabditida; Anisakidae. The record is from the annotation of a GenBank genome assembly.
AUGAAAGAUUCUCGCAGAACAUUUACUCAAGUCGGAGUCUUUAGGUCAAGAAAUGUUACGUUCUCAGUUAUUCUCAGUUUCCAAAUAUUUCAGUCAUCCGAAGGAAAUCUCUUCCAAAUUGCGCUUAUCUACAGUGAAAGUGGUACUUUUGCGCACGUUGUCUACAGUAAACUCAUCUCAAAUAACGAUGCUAUUGCCGGUUUCAGUGGUCAGGACGAUCAUUAUUCGUUGCCUGAAUCAGGAACGCAUGAUGCCAUUCAGUUAGCCGAGAAGAGUGAUAUUGGUAUUCCGGGAGAGUUCGUUUUCCGGAUUGAUGCUGAUCGUGUGUUUUUGUGUGGCGCUGGCUUUAAGGUUCGAGAAAACGAACAUUCAUUUCAUCGCUUUCCACUUUUUAAAUCAACACAUCGUCUUGGUGUUUUACUUGAAGUUCUUCAUUUUCAAAUUAUUCUCAUUGUUAGCAUCUGA